Molecule: messenger RNA, 1157 nt
Organism: Lactuca saligna
Lineage: Eukaryota; Viridiplantae; Streptophyta; Magnoliopsida; Asterales; Asteraceae
Source: the annotation of a GenBank genome assembly
CAUUGACGAUCUUUUAAAUCAGUGACUUUAAAGUUGAUCCACAUGCUUUCUUACUUGUUUUCUUCUAAAAAAUGUGGGACAAUUAAUUUUUUUUUUUUCCUCAUUAAGUUAUCGAUCAAAUAACAUUAUCCAUUUUCUUUAAACGAAAUACCUUGAUAUUUUCCCGCGAGAGAGCGAAGGGGAUGGGAGGUUGCGUGUCUAGGCCGGAGAAUUGCGUCGGAGGUGGAAUAAAGUCGUCGAAGGUGAAGGUGAAGCUGAAGCUGAGACGGCGGAGGAAAGCUCUGAAACGCCGUGUAUCGUCUCGUUUGUAUGAUCAAUCCAAGGCACCUCCCUCCGGCGACCCUCCAAAUUCCCACGGGAGCACUGAUGAUCUCUGGUGUGAUUCUGCUUCAAUUCUUGAAUCUGAUUGCAGCGAUGAAGAUUUCCAGAGUUUUUCCGAUGAUGGCUCAGAAGCUGUCUCAUGGCCACAUAUUGGUUCUCUGAGAGAUAGUGAAGCUCAUAGAAGUUCAGUGCAUCCUGAACAGAUGGCAUUUCAAUCAAGUAUAGAUGAAAAUGCUGGAAUGGAGAAUGGUAUCCCAAAGAAAAAACCUGCAUUUAAGUUAUCCUUCAAACGAAAUGAUGAACAUACUAAUCCCACAAUCAUUCCUUCAAAGAUGCAUCAUAUAAUACAACGACCUAUAGCUGGUUCACAAGUACCCUUCUGUCCAAUAGACAAGAAAAUGAUUGAUUCAUGGUCAUUUAUUGAACCCCAAACUUUUAGAAUACGUGGCAAGGACUAUCUCAGGGAUAGAAAGAAGGAAUUUGCUUCUAAUUACGCUGCUUAUUACCCAUUUGGAGUUGAUGUGUUUUUAUCUCAGAGGAAAAUUAAUCACAUUGCUCAGUUUGUAAAACUCCCUGAUGUUGCUUCUUCUACUCGAGAUUUUCCAUCUAUUCUUGUUGUAAAUGUUCAGAUUCCAUUGUAUCCUGCUGCUCUUUUUGGAGGUGAAAUUGAUGGAGAAGGAAUAAGUUUCGUGUUGUAUUUUAAACUUUCUGAUUGUUACUCAAAGGAAUUAUCUUCACAAUUUCAAGAUAACAUGAGACACAACCACUCACCGGACCACUCCCCACCAUCGGAAAAUUCACCUCACGUUAGCGCACCACUCGGACCUCACAUCUGA